GUGUUCUGUGGUGGAAAUGGCAUUUUUUGUUUACUUUUUUACUUUUAUUUAUUUAUUUAUUUUAUAUACUCCUUAUCCUACUAAUGUUUUAUUGUUAUGUUUUCACUUUCCAUGAGGAUAUGUAUCGUUUCCCCCCUUCCUUUUCAUAUUUUAGACAGCUUUAAAUGCUUUGCCAAGAAUGUGAUCGACCUGUCACGUGUGAUGUGUGUGAAACUCGUAGCACCAUAAUGACAAGGUGCGAACACGAGAGACUUUGAAGAUGGACAGCGGGACGACUAUCACGUCCAGGUGAACAUCCGAGCAUGCAGUCCCGGGCCAUUAUUUCAACCUUCGAAUUUAUCCAGAGAUCAACUAAGCUGAGUUUGAUUCUUCUUUUAUAGAAGUCUCAAAUCAGGAGGUGAGAAUGAACGGGCCAGGAUUUCUGAGCCCCCAGAGUGGUGACACUGAGGAGGCCUGACAGACUGCUCCUCUGUCAGCAGAUGGGCGGCAUCUAUAAUUCAGUCUGGAGACUGUUGCAUGCUGGUUCAUUUCAUGUCCUAUCACCACAGCUCUCCCACAGUCAGUAUUACUCCAAUUUGGCUGCUCAAGAAAUUAUCGGAGGACCCAGAAUGUCGUACGGAUCCAUUGACGCAGGCUCUUUUGGAAGCAGAAAUCCAUUUGGUGGGCCCACAAGGCAGGGAUACCAGCCAGUAGCUACACAAGUCAGCCCCUCAGAGCUGCAAGAUGUGUUCCAGGAAACCUCCUCUAACAUCUUUCAGAUCAAUGCUAAUGUGGUAACACUAGAGAAGAACCUUCAAUCUUUGGGCACAUCCAGAGACACAGCAGAGCUACGGCAGAGUUUACAUUCCACACAGCAGCAAACCAAUAAAGUCAUAACGAGCACAAGCCAGCUUGUUAAACAACUCACUGACAUCAUCAGCGGAUCUUCACGGCAAGACAGACUCCGUCUGACGAGACUCAAAACAGAGCUUUCGGAUUCUGUGCAGCGAUAUGGAGACCUGCAGAAGAAAAUUGCAGAUCGUUCGAGGGCCUUGCUUCCUUCUGCACAAAAGGACAGGAAACAGAGCCUACAGACUCCAUUCAGUGAACUGGUUGAAGAGGGGCCAUUGUUCGGAGAGGCGGAGACUAUUGAGGGUGAUGGCCAAGCAUUCCUGUCAGAGAUCAGUGAGGAAGACGUGGAGAUCCUGAGGCAAAGAGAAGAAGCACUGCUGCAGAUUGAGAGAGACAUGCUGGACGUUAAUCAGAUUAUGAAGGACUUGGCCAGCAUGGUACAUGAACAAGGAGACACCAUAGACAGUAUCGAAGACUACAUUCAGACCACCUCAUCACAUGUGGAAUCAGCCAAUCAAGAGCUUGCAAAGGCCAGCCAUUAUCAGAGGCAGCUGAGGAGGAGGAAGUGUUAUCUGCUAAUCGCUGGAGUGCUGCUUCUUACAUUGCUUAUCAUCAUUAUUGCAGUCUCAGCCAGAAAAUGAGAGCAAGGCCAUAGAGAUCUCUGUUUCCGCUCCAAUUUCCCAGCAAAACAAGAAUCUGUACGUAGAGGUGUCCACCUGCGCUCACUUCCUCUUCUCUUAUCUUCGUCUAUAUUUCUGUCAGAUUGUGUGCUUUUUCUGUUUAUGCAUGUAUGAAAAUGUGAGUGUGUGUGAAUGUUCAUUAAAAGAGUCUAUUUUUAAUGAUUUUUAAUCAGAGCUUUGUACUGUAAUGUGCAAUUAAUUGCUCCUUACCUCUUCAAAGUAGACUCGAAUCAAAGAACAAAAUCCAAAUAGACUAAAUGUUGCUGUGAGCUUCAACGCCAAUGUUAAAAUCUCUUUUCUGUCCUUAAUCGCUGAUUCUUGAGUAUAAGACAAAACUGGCUGUGUUUUUGCUUGCCUAUAAUUCAAUUUGGGUAAACUCCAUAAGAUGUAAAAAAAAAAAAAUAAUAAUAAUAUAUAUAAUAUGUGUUAUAAAAAUGGACUUAAUAAUUAAUAAUGAACUGAUACAAGAUCAGCUCUAUUUAUGUUAUUAUCAUCAUUUUAAGGUUUUUUAAGUAGUGUUGCUACUAAUAUGAUUUACUUAAAUGGGAGAAAUAAUCUAAAAAUUGUCUGCACAGUUUGUGUAACAGAGAAACAUCUAGGUUGUGGCAAAAAUAUAUAAGCACAAUAAAUUAAAUGAUGCAUUUGUGUUAAAAUCAUCAAGGUCCAAAUGUUGAUUUUUGCGUGUUUUGUCCAAUAUGUCUCAAGAAUCAGUCUUAUGUUAGUUCUCAUAUCAGCUCAUGUUGAUACACUGUGCUCAAAAUAAAUGUGUAUAUUUAUUUUUCUAGGGCGCAAAUAUAUAAUCUGUGAAAAAAAAAAACUGUAAUUGUGACAUUCUUUUUAUGAACUUUCUUUAUAAGGCUAUUUAUUUCUUAUGAAGACAAAUAAUUGGUGUACAUUUCUCUUUUAAUAUUGUAACCUGCUGUCUGUGUUUACCAAAAGCUGGUAUUAUAAACUGACAUUUGAAUGCAGCAGGUAGCCUGCCGUUAUAGAACACCUGAUGAGAGAGAGAAUGAAGUUAUUGUUAUCAUUUGCAUAACCAUAAAAUCAUAAAUAGGCUUUCUUUCCAAAUUGAAUAAUGUUUAAAAUGUUCAGUAUCGUCUUGUAUUGCACUGCUCUUAUUUAAGUUGAUUUUUAUUGUUUAUUUGCAGGCUUUGAUUAAACAGU
Messenger RNA from Megalobrama amblycephala (Wuchang bream), 2675 nucleotides. It is a transcript of the gene tsnare1, whose product is annotated as T-SNARE Domain Containing 1. Lineage: Eukaryota; Metazoa; Chordata; Actinopteri; Cypriniformes; Xenocyprididae. Gene Ontology annotation, biological process: vesicle-mediated transport; intracellular protein transport; vesicle fusion. The transcript has 14 exons. The coding region runs from base 480 to 1472 and encodes 330 amino acids. Gene Ontology annotation, molecular function: SNARE binding; SNAP receptor activity. Gene Ontology annotation, cellular component: membrane; endomembrane system; SNARE complex. The record is from RefSeq and is a predicted model, not a curated record.